This is a messenger RNA of Xyrichtys novacula (pearly razorfish), 18856 nucleotides long. The record is from the annotation of a GenBank genome assembly. Lineage: Eukaryota; Metazoa; Chordata; Actinopteri; Labriformes; Labridae.
GGUUGGUCCGAUGGCAGUGCGAUUUCAAAUGAAUGCUACAGUCAGACUCAGUUUCCUGAAUCUCCUCCCUCUCUCACUGUCGGCCUUGACUAGCCUUUUCCAUGAAUUUAGUGCAAAACAACAAUGUCGUCUUUAGAGUGACAUUAAUUCACAUUUGUGGGCUGAACCUUGAACUAAAUAAUAUGAAACUGACCAAUUUUUUAUAUUCCCCAAAGUUCCAUUUUGAUUUUCUGAUCAUGUUGGCUGUGUUAAAAGAUGUUUUUAAGGUCUCUCAACAUGAUUUCAAAAUAACUGGUGGAUAAUGUAUUGACCCUCCUGUGCAAUCAUUUACCUUAAAAAUGUUUACCCUCUUCCAGGGCCAGAUGAAUACUUUGCUGUACCCUAGGCAACAAUAUUCAAUGGCCCCAUCAUAACGAUCCCAGGAUCGCCAUAAUCUGGCAAAAUACUGAAUGGACCAUCUUAAUAAAUAUACUCAAACUUCAAUAUCCAACUGUUAUCAAGUGCAUUUUAGUGAUGGGCACAGCAGUUCUGUUAGAUGUACUGAAUCACUAGAAUCAGUACAUCUAAAAGAUUCGUUCAAAAGAUUUGUUUACUUAAUCACUGAAUCAUUCAGUGCUUGGCAGGAGGAGCCUGCGACUCUGACUUCCUGAUCUGAUACACAGCUGAACGAUUCAGGAUUCAGUUUAGAUCAUAACUUCUGGGACCAGGAGACUGGCUGUGUUGUUUUAGCAAACAGGUUUGUCAAAAUGAACUUGUUUAUGAAUCAUGAUGUCUUAAGUGUACUGUCCAAUGGUAUGCUAUUUAUCUGGUCUACUCGGUAAAUUGAGCUCAGUGAGGGAUUCGUUCGCAAAACGUUUACCCAACACACUAUUGUCCUACUGUAUGCAAGUUGUCAUGGUGGCAAUUUAGCAGAGUUAAAAAAAAAAAAGUUUGUUUUCUUCGAGGUAUACACAACACACCCUAUCUCCCUCAGACAAAAAUGAUUCCGGAGAGUGUAGCUCACUGCGUGAUCCGUUCACCAAGUGAUUCAGGCGUCGGUGUGUGCGGUCCCUCGCUAGGCUGCUCGCCCGGCAAUGCCGAGUGCUAUGGCAGCUGCGUUGCAGACAGCUCAACUAAAGUGAUAAAUGAAUGAAUCACUUAAGGGAGUGAUUUGCUUUAGUUUGUUCACUUAAAAGAUUUGGUUAUUUUGAACGAAUCAUUCACAAACGACACAACACUAGUGCAUUUUGAUGCAACUAUGUCCUUUUAAAGGCCACUUACUCACAUUUAUGAUGUUAGGAAAACAAAACACAUCAGCAUCAGUAUAAUCUAGCAAAGCUGAUCCACUACAUAGAGAGGAAAGGAAGCAUCCUCCAUUUUCACAAAACAAAAAUAAACAACCACUUUCAAAGCAUUCAAUAAACAAUACUUAUUCAUAGCACAAAUGCAUCGCAUUGACAGAGCCAUCACAUAGGAAGUCCACAGACAAGACAAAUACAAAAAUCUACAAUCUGCUAGAAUCAAGUAACAUUUUGGACCUCAGCUCAACAGAAAUCUGCCAGUUUUCUCUUAACAAUAAACCAUCUACAGCAUUUUCAUGAAGCCACCGCAAUGAAAAAGUCAAUAAAAGGGCCUCUUCUUCAACCGUUGGACCUGACAAACCUGUCCACUACAAACACCCUCAACUUUAACAGAGAAUUCGAGUAUCACAUUUCUUCCCUAAAGCAAGGAUCACUGUAUAUUUUCUGUCUUUACACACAGAAGGGGAUUGUUGACUCUGUCUGCAUGCUAGAUGGUGUCAUGGUUAAUGUUUUCCAGCAGAGAGGGGGUGAAGUCAAACAGCACGCUUUCUUUUUACUCAGAAAAGGACUGAACUUGGGGUAACAGACAUUUUGAUAUUCUCAUUUUUGAAUCACUUUAUUCACACCUUACCUUGCACCAAGCAGCUAACUAUAAUCCUGGCUUGACUAAAUCUCUGCAGUCAUAAAUACACACCAAUCUUGCUCCUUUAAAUCAUAGGAAUGUAACUUCCUAUUGCUGCUACUGGUCAUUCAAUCUGCCCUCUGGUCCAUGUGGAACAACAUGGCUGACUCCUGAGGAAGGACAGUGGACGUAAACCUUAGUAAGACUUUGGGAGUUGAUGCUGCUAUUGUAUGCAUUCAAUGACCCCCCUCUUUGUAUUAUCUGUUCUACUUAUCUGGCCUGAUUUGUUCUUCUUAUUUUUGAGUGGGAGGGUAGAAAUACAAGCCAAUUAUGUUGUGUCACCACUUUGUGCAUUGCACCAUAGCCUUGUGCACGUGUGUCUACUCAUUUGGUUAUUUGGUCUUAUGAAUUAAAAAGAAAUGGAGGGAAAUGUAUGUGACAGAAAAAGAUGAAUGUAAAUACUCCAGCUGGGUUUGAGUGAAUGGGAUGGAUUAAAAAGCCUUAGUGGAUUCAUUGAUAAUAAGAUCAGUGGGCCAUGGCUGCAGUGUGCUUCACCGGCUAUCUUGUCUGAUUUUUUACCCUGGAUCACUUCAACAAGCCUUGGCUAAAAAUAGACACAGUGUUGUGAGUGAGCAGACCACUGUGGUAGUGUGUGUUUGUGUGUGUGUGUCAGUGUGUGUGUGUGUGUGUGUGUGUGUCUUUAAGAAUUCAUCUGUAAUUCGAGCCCUAUAGGAGUGAGAGAGAAAGAGAGAGAGAGAAAGGGAGAGAGAGAGAGAGAGAGGAGGACUGUUACUUGACACAACAACACCCCCCCUCAUCAUUUCUAUAAUCGAGCGUCGAGCUGCAUGAUCCGCACCUCUGCAAUUAUGCACGUUUUGUGUUGGAUGGGCUUCUCGGUAAACAGCGCAAAGCUGGCGCAGGCACACGGCUCCGGGCUCUCUGCUUCUGCUUCUGCUGCAUCCCCCACAAGUUGUUAGCCUGUGUGGAAAGCAAGAGGCGGGCUGUCUUGUUUAUCAAAAAUGACUCGACAUGGCUGUGGCUUCUUCUUCUUCUUCUAUCGCUCAACACACAAGGCUUUUCUGCGAGCGAGCCUGGAAACCACAACGCGUUAAGAGAGAGUGAAGGCGCACGUCAUCUUGAUGAAAGUCAUAAGGUAGGUCCACCCGGGGAUCCGUGUAUUUUCCACCGCUUUCUGUUCAUGUCUGUGACUGGUGAGCUGAACCACCAGUGGGCCAGUGUUAUUUCUCCUCCACUCAUUUCCCAGCAACAGCAGCUGGCCAAGCAAUGCGGCGUGAAUUGGCCUUGUGUGUGUGCUGUUAUAUCAUGCAGCCUUCCACUCUCCGGAAGAAAACCUCAAUGCAUCUCUUUAUGCUUUGGUUGUUGACAUGUUUGUUUCUGGUAAUCGGUUGUUUUCCCGGCAUCUCUAUCAAGUUAAUUUCGUGGAGCUGUCGUUUCCUCGUCUAAAAAGAGGUCUACCAGUCUUACGCAAGCGCAUGUCGGACCCAGCAGUCCUUACAUGAACACAUGCAACUGGCAAAAACAAUCUCCAGGUGGAAACCUGUCGGUGUCAUUCCUCGAAAACACACUUUGCUUCCAAGAAAAUGAGCCCAGAGCCUGGCUGUGGAGUCCAAACAUGCUCCUCUGAACCCUCAUGGUGGUGGUUUUAGUCAGUCACAGGGGGUCUAGUUAACACUGCUGCCCUGUUAGAGAGUCAAAUUGAAGUAAAUUCCUCUGAACUCCCUUCACUGGUAUUAAUGAGUACUUUCUCAGGCUGACUCCAGCAUGUCAACAGUGUGUAACAGAAGCAAAAUGGUUGUUUAUUUCCCCCCAAAAAAUAAUUGCAAAAGGUUUUUACACAACUCUGAAUUGGAGUCUGCUAAAACACUUAAAGGUCCAGGUCAUGUGUAAAGUAAUUCAAGUCCUCUACGCUGAACUGAUGUGACUCUACAUGUGUAAGCAAGUUGCAUUCUUCACCUCAGAAAACCUGUUCCAUGGUUUCCCUUCUUAUCACAGCUCACUUUCAUUUUGACGUAACAGAGUCAGUGUGGAUUCAGUUUGGUUGAUCUGUAAACAUGUAAGAAGUCUUAAAAACUAGGCCCUGUACCCUGGUUUUGUGCAAUCCCCACUCUUUUUCAGCUUCACUUCCUCUCCAUGUAUCCUUAAGUGACCUUUGUUACCAUUUACCCUUGGUUACAGAGUCCUACCCAGGACUUGCAGGACAUACACAUACAUGUGUGUACCUUAAACAAUCCCUCACUGCUCUUUGUGAGAGUAGCUGGACCUAACCCUGCUUGGCAAUCCAGAUAUCUCCUUAGUCAAAGUCGCCGAAUGAAAAGUCUCCUUAAGUGCACUUCUUAUUACAAAAACCCUUUCUGCCCUGCAGCAUGUUACAUUAGAGUUGUGGUGCUCACUGCCCACUAAUGCAUUACAGGCAGGCACAAGGGAAGGCCUCUGUAGAAUUGGCCUUUCAGUUCCCCUGUGGCUUUUUCUUGGCUACAGUGCUCCAGUGAAGUUCACUGUUUGCCUCCAAGCAUUUCUUUGGCGUAACGCAGGAACAAAAGCGUGCAUAAAAGCACCAGGGCUGGAGCCCCGGGGAGGGAGGUGUGUGGUUUUGUGUGUCUCUCUCGGGAGAUACUCUGUUCUACUUGAUGGAAGACGUAAAUAUGCCUUUUAAAGUUCAGUUGAUUUGUCCCAUUACCAAAGGGGCUGUCACAGCCAAAACAGACUUAAUGCGAAAAGCUCAGUGCGAUUCUUAAGGGCAUCUCAAGUGGUUUCUCUGUCAGUGACGUAGGUGCAUUUAGAAAAGCUCAUUCUGGACCUUUACUGUCAUAUAAAGAGCAUUCAGAGUAUGAUUGUUCGGUUAUUGGGGAUAGAUCCAGUGGUCAGAUCACCAAUGCACAUGGUUUAGGAUGUUCAGCUUGUUCAAGUCUUUGCUUUUUAUUGUUAUAAUUUCAGUUCCUUUUUGUACUGAAUAUCUUAUUGCACAAUUUUGCGUCAUUUUGAUUGCAUAAAAAAUCCUGUUAAAGUCAAAUCUAGGCAAGUACAUUUUCAGUGAGAACGCCAGGUCUGAGCAGAGCUUCUUCUCGCUCCAUGUCGGUCGAGGAGAAGAGCUGACGAUGAGCUUUAGUCAAAAACUAUCUUUGGAGUUUCUUUUUUUUUUAUAUCCACACUUUGCCCACAAGGUUUAUUACACCUUUUCUGGUUCAGGCCAUUGGCAGCUCCUACGCAGUUCUAGUUAAAAAUUUACUGGGCCCCUUCUGCCAGGUAUGAUUUCUCUGACUCACUGUAAUUGUCGCCAAAGGUCACAAAUUACUCCAGCUGCUUUAUUUAGCUGACCUAAAAUUGUCAAGCAAAAACAAGAGUCCCCGAUUGCUUCUCAUAGUUUUGACAUUUGAUAAACUUGUGAGUCCAGUUUCCUCUCUGACUUUAACCUUCUCUCUCUCCCUCUUCUCUACAGUGGGGUUGGGUGGCCAUGGACCCAUUCAGCCAGCUUAUCCUCACCAUCUCGGUGACCAGUUUCUUCACCUUCCAGUGGCUCUUCCACAAAGUCAGCCCCUGGAUGUCCACGCGCGUCAGCCCGGGCUUCCUCAGCCUCAGUGACAAGCAGAAGGUGGAGUGGAACUCAAGGUGACCUGAAAUGAACCCUGCGAAGCCUCUCUGUUUACACGCUAUGUAUAACCCAGAGUGUAGCUCAGCGCUCAGAUCAGAUAUUGGCCUGCGGAUGGGUUUUGUUCCAGCUUGGUAGGAAGAUUUGCCCUACACAGCCAGCCCACACAUUUCCUGUGACAUAGUUUCUGACUCACUUGUAGGAUGCACUGUUUUUGGCAAUGUUUGCUCCUCAGACCUGCUUCAAGGUGCUGUCCUCUUAGCUUUCCUUUGGCUGUGCAUCCCAUCCAAAUUAUAUUAAAUGUAUCUCCGAGUACUUGAUUUUGCAGAUUCUUCGGCACAAAAAAAACACCUUAUUUUGUCCCUGCCUGUUGCUUUCUCUUCUGUUGAGUUUAAACUCACUUACUCACUGAUUUCACUCCUGACAUCUUAAGUACCUGCAGCACGAGCAGCAGAAAUACUCGUAUUAUUCAAAUCCCCACUUUUAAGUUGUAAUCCUUCAGAUCUCCAUGUCAUAACUUUUCAAAGAAGGUAUUAAUUUAAUUUUCUUUUUGUCAAAAGCCUUUUUAAAAAACAUUUUUAGCUGAUUUGGGCAAAAAGUGAUAAAAUGCACCACACACACGGAUCCUGACACAGUUUUAGAGUUGGUCUGCGACAAUUAGAUAAGGUUUGAAGUAAAAAUGAAAGUAAAUAGAAGAAACUGGCCUCUAUUGUUAAUGUCAGACGCGUUUAAAACAAACACAUCCUGUUUCAACCUGAACCUCCCACAAUAACAGUAAAAGUGCAUUCAGUCUGACAAUGCAGGGGAUCACAAGAGACAUUGUGGUUUACUUUUGUACCGCAUUAAGCAGUGCCGCCACACCCCGCAAACACAAAGCAUGAAAUAAUCCAAAACAGGCUUUAAUCUCACUUUAACAGUCAGUUUAACCCUGUUGCUUUUAAUAACUCAAACUAUUUUAUCUUCUCGAAAAAGGAGCGACAAGCAGAAAUGCUUAAGGGGCGCGGUGCUCACAGUGAUGACUGAAUUAUUUGAUCAGCAAACAGUCAAGUGCCAUGCUGCUGUUUUAUCUGUUUACUUCUUCCAGAGCAUGCUGUAAGUGACUCGAGCAAGUAGAGCGGAUUAAAAAGAUGGAGAGGCAGCUGUGAUCUAAAAACAAUAUCAGAGCAGCGAAAGCUUCACUGUCGAUUUAAGACCCUUCAUAGGAUCCAGCCUGCAUGGCCUCGACUUGCCUGAGUCACUCGUUCUCAUUUAGUCACAUAAGUGAGAUUAUUAGUGAUGAGAGAGCAUGUGAAAUUCAAAUGGUCACACAGUUUACAAGCAGAUGAAAGUAAGAUGUGAAGUGGAGACAGAUCCGGGCUAUCGGGGAUCCCUGUUAACGCUCAUGACAUUGCAGAUCCUAAUUUAAGAGUCUUCCAGCCAGUGUUGCUGUCAUUCUGUCUCACUGAUGGAUGCUAAGGGCUGUCUCACCGCCUUAAUGACUGACUGGGACUGUGUGCUGCUCUGCCUGACCCUUCAGCGGUGUUUAAUCUUUUAGUCUAAUUGGUCUGAAUCUGUGUGCGGCCCUGACAGGCAAUCAGUUGAUUCACUUUGAGUGCUAAAACUUCAGCACUCUAAACUACGGAGGAGCUCCAGGCACUUUUAUGAAUUAAAAUAGAUAUUCGCUGCUCCUUUUGAAGAGUUUGUUGAGCGGAAAAUUUCACUCAAGUCUGACAGGGGAAGAUCCUCAUAGCUGCGUGUGUGUGAAUGUGUGUGUUUUGGUUUUCGUUUCAGGACAGUGUCGACGUUUCAUGCACUGUUGGUGGGAAUCUUCUGUCUCCACAUUUUGAUGUUUGAUGAUGCCGUCAAUGAAGACCCAGUUUGGUAAGUGUUUGCCUGUGAACCCGAUUAACUUUAAAACACUCACUUUUUUCACUCCCUGCCAUUUUAGACCAAAUUGCAGCUUUUAUUUUCUUUUUUUUUUUGUGUUCAAAUUUUUAUUGAAUUUUUACAUUUCAUUCUAGUAGAACAACAAAUAAACACAGAUAUAAUGAAAAUACACAUGACAGGACAAAAAAACAAACAAACAAGAAACGCACUUGGAGAGCGCAGACCUCCGCCAAACAGCUUAUGUCUCCCCUUAAACAAGAAAUGCCCUGACCGGGAUUAGAAUCCAGGACCUUCAAGGCUAACCUCUACACCACUGUGCUGCCCAUAGGUUAUCUUUCAGCAUUGAAAAUUCCAACGACACCCUUAUUUUUGUGUGUUCUGGAUCACCGUAUCCAGAAUUUUGUCCGGAUCACCACCAAAAUUUAAUGGGAUCCUCCUGGGGCUGAGACGCACCUCUGGUGGAAAUUUCAGGUCAAUCCAUGUGUUACUUUCUCUGUAAAGUUGCUAACCGACAAACAAACAAACAAACAAACAAACAAACGCUACCGAAAACAUAACCUCCUUGGCGGAGGUAAAAACAGACAGACAUAUGAAUAUACAAGCAAUAUUAAAAGAAUAAAAAAAAAAAAAGAGCUUAUAAGAAAAGUAACAAAACCAAACAUUAAUUCAAUUUAUACAGACAUCCAAGUAUAUAACUCCCUUACCUGCCCCCUACCCUUACAGGUCACCCUCCUAUUCAAUUGAAACUGCAGAGAUUGCGUUUACAUGUACUGCAUGUACAAACUUGGACCAGAAAAUAACAUUCUCUUCCUUUGCCCCAUGGAUGCAUGCUAAACACAUUUCAAGAUUUGCCAUGUCUACAAUUGAACAUGCCCAUUUGCCAUAGGACAAAGCGUGUGGGACCUUCCAUCUCUGGGCAAUGAUCUUUUUUGUGGUUGUAAGACCGAGCAGCUUUUAUUUUAAUGUUUUCUGAGGUGGAAAUAAACACUUUGUGGUUGUUUCUUUCACAACAUCUACAAUACAAGGGAAAAAAUGUAAAGAAUGGAUCAAGUCGUGUGUUUUCCAACUUAAAAACAAGCUGUAAGUGUUGGCAUUAAGUUGACCUUUGAUAGGAUAACAAAGGGAUUAUAUCCGAAGCCUGCUGGAAACAUAAGCAUUACACGACCAACUCUGUCGUCUUGUGAGAGGUUAAAACCGGAGUAAAGGAGUAAGAUUUGUCUGAAAAUAUGAACAAGAAUUAUUGAUGUGUAGUUUUAGCUUUCGUUUAGCAAUUUAUGGCCAAUGUCCUAAUCCAGGGACAUCAUUGGGCAGCUCAUUUGCACAGUGAGAUGAAACCAAAUACUCUUAUUUGACAGUGUAUUAGUCUGCAGUUUGAGAGCUGUCUCGAUUGUAUAAGCGCUCAAAGAAUCAGAGGAUAAGUGGGGCCGUGAAGGAUGCACCUGAUGCAGCCUUCACGGCCCAGGAAAAGUAGGACAAAUCUGUCAGCUGCAUUUGGGGGAGCCUCCGAAUUGGGACAGCCUUCGACGUGCUGCUGUGAUGCAUCUUCAAAUGUGGCCUUGGAAAGCUGCAGCACCUGAAUUAGGACACAGCGAUAGUUUUCAUUUAGCUGCGCUUGUCAGUAUAACAGAAAGAGAUACUUAUUGAAGGGAUGUCACAAACCCAGUCAAACACACUGUUUUUGUCUUCAACAGGGGAGAUCCUACAUUGGUGAAGACUAAUGUUGCCAUCACAACAGGCUACCUCAUAUCUGGUAAGAGUGAAAUAGAGUUUACACAGGUAAUGAGAUGAUAUGUCUUCAGGCAUAAACACAAUAAAAGGAAGCAUUUGAAGUCAGGAUCUGAUUUCACCAAUAAAAAUGAUCUCUUUGUCCCAUGUACUCUUGUUUUCCAGAUCUGCUGCUAAUAUUUUACUAUUGGAAGGCGAUAGGCGACAAGUUUUUUGUAGUUCACCAUCUGGCAGCAUUGUAUGCUUACUACUAUGUACUGGUGAGUGCCCUAUUGUCCAAUAGCAGAACAUGCAGGCAAGAUGGGAAAGAGACAACCAAGGAUGAACAGCUGUGUCCUGUCAAGCUGGGCGUGUUAAUGUAGCCCCCAUUUAGCGAGCGCCCAUGACUGUCCCCCGUGCAGCUCGACAGUUUGCUGAAAAGGGAAAGUCAGUGUAGGGGGAAGUGAUGUUUAAAUAUAAAAGGACAACUGAGAAAGAGGAGGUGGAUCAUGGAAGUUUUACUUCUUUCUGCAGUUAAGUGAAGAAAAAGAGUCAAAGUAAGUUAUGUAAAAGUUUGUAAAUAAGAGUGAAAACAGCUUUAUUUUUGUCAGUGAAAGGGAACAAGAGUUUGUUUUUACUCCCAGUUUUUUGGAAGUCUCAAGAUGUGACGGUUUUGGUCGUAAUUUAAGCUUUCCUGAAAAUGACACAUUUUUAAAGAGAUUAUUAGUGUAAGUGUUUUUGCUCAGGUUUAGCCGUGAUACAAGCUGCCCUCUUACCAAAGAUCAUCAAAACAUUUAGCAAGAAGUGCAAAUCCAUUCUUGGUCGACCCAAUAUUAGCUUUGGCCGUGAACUGAUUCUAUUUGUUACUCAACUUGUGUGCAAAGCCAUGACGCAUUGGUGUUCGCUAUCUAACCUUCAUGUCUGGUGAUAGUCUGGUGUAGCUACUCAGCGUUAAUGGGCAGUGCUGUUCACUCUUGGUUUCAUCUGAAACCCUCGAGGUGGUCAGGAUCUGUGAAUAACUCCUAUGAAAUGAAUGACUAUGGUAUUUUUUGCAUGGAAUGCUCAAUGAUGGUACUGGCUGAUGACUCCCCCCCUUCCCCUCUCUCACCUUGCCCUUACAAUCUCUGUGCUUUCUGUUUGUUUUACCGCCCCCUCCCCUUUUACUGUUGUGUGAAUCUGACGUAAGCUGAACUCUUCUGAGCUUAGCGCAGCUGAAUGCCGAACUGUAACCACUGUGUGCAUGCUGGCAGUUUUGAAGCCUUCUACUCAGACAGGGUUCCUUUCUUCUUACCGUGCAUGCCAACAAACAGUAUCUAACUAUCUUAAUUACUGACCUCCCUAUCUACAGUACAUUUCACCUGUCUGACUUUGUGCCAGAGCCUAGUUCUGCCUCUUCUUUCUCUCUCUUACGCUCCUCCUGCGUCUCCCCAAUGAAGGAAAACUGAUUCCCACUCAAGCCACUCAAAUGAUGCUACCCCUAUAUGAUAAUGAGCAUCCUCAAACCCCGCCCCCUUUUCUUAUACCAUGUUGAAUGUAUCCUUGCAGGUGUACCCUACAAGCUCAAUACAGUUAUUAUGUUAUUCCUAAUAAUUAUUUUGAAAGCCAGUCUUUUCUUUUAUAUUCAGUUUACAGUUCAGGACGUAUAUUUUAUACAGAAGACCUUACAGUGUACAUUGCUCUGCCUCCAAUCUCCAUUUUUAAAGAAGUUUCACAACGCUUAAGUACUGUGCUUCGAGUUUUAAGUUUCCUUUUGCAAGUCUUGGAGAAAAGUGGAAAAAAUGUGAAUAAACUCUAGACUCACACCCUUCCCUUCUCUGCUUUUCUAUCACGGACUGGAUUUACAGAUGUGUAAAUAUCGCACAUGCAGCUUUUUUGUCACUUAAGUUUUAAAGAGAAUUAUUUUAAAGGGAAUAGAUUUAUUUUCAGACUGUAAAUCCAGCCUUCGUUUGGAGAAAAAGAGCAAGCACCUGUAUUUUAAUCCUCAAUGAAGUAGGCCAUACUGUUACUGGACACUCAUGACGGUUCCCCUUUAAACCGCAUUUCGAACUCAUUUUGGAUAACAGACAGGAUUUUACCAAACUAAACAAAAGCAACCCACCUUAUUUCAGUCGUAUUGAAUUUAAUUAAAAAUCUUUGAUGUGACUUUUAUUUGAAUUUUGUGCCCUGUCAGAUUUGUCAUAUGUUGUUAAAGUCUAUUAGUGAGUGUGUUUGGUGUGUUUAUGUGGAGGUAUUCAUGUCAAAUACUCCAAAUGACACAAAUUUUGAAUCCAGAGGCACUCAGCCAAAUUAAGGCAUAGUUAAGUAAUGUACUUUUUAAGUUCGAAUAACCUUUAUUUAAAAGUACAAGUGGCUUCUUUGUAUGGUUUGAUUAUCAGUGGAUCAGUCAGAAGUUUCUCUCUGUCAUAUGUGUUUGGCAUAUCAGUUAAAUAAUCAAAAUAACGAUAGCAAAUAUGUAAAUAUGUAAAUGCAUGCUCUCUUCUUGGUUUUCUAAGUGUCGCUUCUUAUUUGCUUCCAACUGUGGUGGCAUCUUUUCUUAAUUUUCUUCUUCUAAUAUAUCUGUCUGUCUGUCUCUGUGUCCUCUGCUGACUUUAACAUAAAUAGCCCCUCUUCAAACCCUACAUGCAAAAACUACCAACAUCAAGUCGGUUGACUCAUCCCCCGUUCAUGCAAAAACUACCAAAAAGGGUUGUGUGUCAUUGAGAAACCCAGAACAGGUCUUGAUCUAGAUGGGGACUUCUUUAUUCCUGUCUUGUCUGCUGCUAUUGCUGUUGUGUUGCACUGAGCAGAUAUGAUGCCCAGUCACAGUAUGGACUUACCAGUUCCUAGAUGUACUAGCAUGCCAAUGCUAGGGGUCAUUUGGUACAAAAACUGCGAUGCAGGUGUACCCAGUUUGUGUCAUAUAGUAAGUAUGUCUCAAUGAAAAGCUUUUGUUUCAGCGCUGACGGUAAGUUUUCUUCUAAAUGAAUUAAAAGUCGUGCUGCUGGCCAAAUAGUACUGAAUUAUUUGUUCUUUGUGCAGAUUUGAAUGAAACUGAAUACUGUGAUUUUUUUACUUGAAUUUUUAGAUUUAUAACCUGAAAUUGUGCACAACUUAACCAUGCGUCACAUAUUCAAACAAUGAAAUCACAGCGCUCAGUCUCUAUGGUGCACCUUCACUGUGAGGACACUUAAUUCAAAUGUAUUUGUCUAAUGGCUCUUUUCCUACACCAUCAUUUAAGUCCUGAGUGCUUUAGAUAUCAAGUUACGGCAAUGUUAAGACGGGGUGUCCUGAAAAAAUCUGAGAUCAUCUUCACGUAAUCAAGCACUGAGUGAAAUUUCAGAUAGUAGCUUGUCUUAUCUUAUCAAAACCUGCUGUCUGGUCUGAAAAUCCUGACCAGACACUUAAAGAGAUUUCUUUCAAAUCUUGUUGAAGGUGAUCUCAAACCUAGCAUGAAGUGGAUUCAGGCCCUGAUCUGCCAAACAUUGACAUAUUUUGCUAGUAGCGCUUCUGACUCUGCAUGGCUUUUGAAUGUCCCUUUAAACUGCUGGCUGAAUGUACAGUAUAUAAGAGUGUUAAGUACUUGUAUUAAAGCCCGUACUGUGUCAUAUUUGCUCAAUACUUUUGUCGUGUUGCAGUGUAAUGUAAUGCGUGGUACUUGCAGUGUGGUUUUCUUCCAUGGUUUAAACUGUUAGUAUAACUCGGCAUAUUUUGGUGAGUAAGCGAGCUCUGUUUGCAAAAAUGCUUCAUUGUUUUGAGCAUUUUUGCUGGUCGCCUCUUUUUUGUGUGGCGUUUUUUCAGGCGGUAAAUCAUCAAGCAGUUUUAAUUUAUUGAUUUUUUUUUUAUUUGAUGUAUCGAUGCUUCAUACAUUCAGAAAAAAGUGAACUCUUUCACCAAAUAAGAGAAAAUAAAUCUGGUUGUAUUACUCUUUAACCUGACAUGCAUAACAACUCUCCAGUUUAUUCAUUAUUAUGCCAAAAUCCACACUCUCCAGAGGAUCAGUCCUUAAAGGGAUAUUCUGGCAUAAAAUUAAUUUAGGGUCAAACACAUGUAAUACCGAGCUAGACACCCCCUCAAGAGAUGAAUGUUACCGACCGCUUGCUUCUCUAGUUAUACCAACUUUAGUAACGACCGCUCAAUAGCAAUACACAGCAGUCUGAGGAGCCAUACACAAACCUCAACCAAAACGCCACUCUAUAGCCACAAAUAAUGCUCAGAACAGCACCUAACUUCAUCAACAGUACAUAUAGGGUCCUAGCCAUAGUACUAGCCACCAAACAUCUUUUUAGCUUUGCCUAAUUUCUUUAACAAAGAGACUAAACACAACUCCCCCCCUCUCUUCCAGCAGCCGCUUGUCUGUUGCGAGACCUCGGGCCAGUCUGUUAGGGACUGCAGCGUGGGGAUACAGCUCAAGGAGGAACAUUUAUGAUCAUUUCUUCAUGGAAAUGCAAUCAGACCGAGACGCUAAGGCAGAAGAUGCUUCAUAGUUGUGUUUAGUCUCUUUGCUAAAGAAAUUAGACAAAGCUAAAAAAGAUGUUUGGUGGCUAGUGCUAUGACUAGGACCUUAUAUAUAUAUACUGUUGAUGAAGUUAGGUGUUGUUCUGAGCAUUAUUUGUGUCUACAGAGUGGUGUUUUGGUUGAGGUUUGUCUGUGGCUUUGAGACUGCAGUGUAUUGCUAUCGUGCGGUCGUUACUAAAGUUGGUAUAACUAGAGAAGCAAGCAGUCUGCAACAUUCAUCUCUCGACGGGGUGUCUAACUCUGUGUUACUGUGUGUUUGACCCUGAAUUAAUUUUACACCGGAAUAUCCCUUUAAUGUGUUGAAUUUUCAUAUCCUGAGGGGAUGAGCCAUUUCACAGAGGAAAAACACUGGAGAAUCUAAAUGAUUGAAAGUGGUCAACAUAUCGAUGUAUUUGAUUGCUUCACUGUGAUUGAAUGGUGGAUGAGAAACAAAUACCACCAUUGUCGAUUAUUUUUGCCAAUCCGUCAUUUAUAAAAUCCCCACUUCUCUCCACCUGCUCCAUAGCAAAAAUGACUUUCUGCUCCAAAUGAUUGAGUAGAAACCAUCAUUAAGAAUCAAUUUAGAUAUCAGUCUAAUUCUGGCCCGCACUGCUUGAAGGAGUAAUUGUGAGCUCUGAAGGAGAGCCUCUCUUGUUAGAUCUGACAAAGAGCUCUAUAUUUGGUGCAGACCUCAUCUAAUUUUAAACCUUUUUCCCCUCACUGUAAAGCAUUAAUUAAAAUAUCAUAUAGUUGUGUGUGAUGAUGCCUUGGAAGUGAAGACGGACCCAUCUGAAUUUGUAAUAUUGAUGAGUGGGUGGUGUGCUACCUUCUGGAUGAAAUGAAUUGGUGUCUUCCUCUUGUCCCUUUCAUGUUUUUUCGUUCUCCUAUUCUCACCUUGUUCUUCCAGGGCCAAGGAAUGUUGCCUUAUUUUGCUAACUUCCGUCUCCUAGCUGAGUUUUCUACACCAUGUGUAAACCAGCGGUACGUACUUGCUUAUGAAUUACCUCAGGUUUAGGUCCUUUUAAUCCAGGAUCAAAUUUCAGCUCUCCUAAAGAUUACGUCAGUGGUUUAUUGUUAGAGUUUUAAAUAACACAAGUAUAAUCCACUGCAUGUUGCAUGUUCUUUUGGUGUUAACUAGAGAUGCACCGAUCCAUUUUUUUCCAAUCCAGUCUGAUACCGAUACCUGGGCUGAGCGUAUCGGCCGAUAUCUGAUACCAAUCCAAUACUGCUGUUGAAUGAAUGAACUGUAUACCUUACCCUGUGAGUGAAGGCAUCAGGUUUGUUAAUAAAAAAGGUAACAAAUUAACACAGAUAUAAAUUUACUUAAUAUUAUUUAUUCACUAAUAACAAAUUGCACAUUAGCACACAGCAAAAAGAAGUAAGACUCCCAUAUAUUGAAAAAAAAAAAUUAAUUAAAAGAAAAAAAAGACUGGAUUGGAACACUGUAUUGGCAUCAUUCAUCCGAAUUCCCAUCCAGUUAAUUUGUCAAUAUCGGAGCCGAUAUCUGAUCCAAAUAUCGAAUCAAUGCAUCCCUAGUGUUAACCUCAUUAUAGGAGGGUUUUCUUAAUCCAAAGUAUUUGAAUUAAAGAUGCAGAGGGCAAUAUUUAGCUAAACAGACUUGGUAGAAAUGGUAAUUGGGUAUAUUUAUUAGUAUUUUUAAAUUGGUGUAUUUUGUUCAAUGUAUCAUUUUGACAGCUAAAAUUUGACAAAUAGAGCUUCUUGUUCUCAUACAUCGCCAUUGUCUUACUGACGAAAAGGGCGAGCAAAGAAGAGAUAAAAUCCAGAUCCAAAAUAUCCCCAUGUCUACACACACUGUCUUAAAAGAUUUACUUUAAAUUGUCUAUUGUUGUCGUGUUUACAGUUUUUUUCACGGUAGAAACAACUUUCCUGAUUUUGUGUUGUGUUUCAGCUGGUUCUUUGAGGUACUUGGUUAUCCCAAGUCCUCCCGGCCCAAUAUGGCGAACGGCGUUGCCAUGGCCGUGGUCUUUUUUCUGGUCCGCAUCGCAGUCAUGCCGGUCUACUACACUCGUAUGUAUGCAGUCUAUGGCACUGAGGCCUUCUAUCUGGUGCCCUGGGGUGGCCGUGUAGCCUGGAUCUGCUCCAGUAUCUGCUUGGACAUCAUGAAUAUCAUGUGGAUGCAUAAGAUCGCCCGCGGUUGCUAUAAGGUGCUGCGGUCGGCACAUCAGAGCAAACCGGGCGCACCUCAGGAGAACGGGAAGAUGGAUUAAGGGAACCAGGGUGUCUCUGCGGAGGAAGCAGACAGAAUGACGUCACUGUCAGUGCACUGGUGGGCAGCAGCUUGGACACCUGCAUGUCACUCCUAGGACAUGUGAUACAAGAGGAACCGAUUUAUUUUGGAAAACCUGCGCAAAGAUGGACCGCUUAACUCAACUGGCCAUCCCGAAGCCAUGAAAUGACCUCUUAGCAAUACUCCGUGUGCAUGGCUGAUUAUCUCCCUUGAACAAUUUACCACUACACAAAAAGGUCGUCCUGGGACAAUGGACUGUUAGCCCUCCCACAAAUUGUCAAAAAGUUUACUCUUUAAAUACGUGCUCAACAAGAGACUUUUUCUAAAAUCACUGCAAUUUAGUCCCAGAGAUGAAAUGAUGAUAUAUGAGUUCAUGCUGUCAAAGUUAAGAUAUGAGGGAUCCUGGAAAACACUCACUGAUUUCUCUAUUGUGGUUAGUGCCAUAAAAUCAUUAGACGCUUGUUUUGCCGAAGUAUGAAGCAUCUUUUUUUUUCCUCUUUUAAUCUCACGGAGAGUUUGCAGUUAGCUCAAUUUGCAGGGAUUUGACUGACAUAAUAUGGAUUUACAUCAGAAUAAGCGUGGAUAAAUCAGCUCAUCACUCACCCACUGUCACUCACCCACGCUUAAAACGCCAGCCUUUAAAGUAGAGCACCAGAAUAUGGUGUCGUUCCCCUUUAAAUUUGGGGAUUUAAAUUGUGUGGGAUGGACCAGGGAUCCUCUCACUGUGUACUCUGUUUCUUUUGUCUUGUUUGGGACGAGGCGAAUAAAUUUUAAAGAUGCCAUUAAAGAUAAUUGUUUUAUCUGAAAGAGGACUGAUGCUCAAAGGGAAACUGAAUGUCAAAGCUUUGUUUGUACACUGAUUUUUCUCAUUUCAAGAAUAUUAUUUUUCCUUAAAGAAAUAUCAAACUUUUAUCUGACAUCAGAUUUCUUAAAUAUCACUUAACAUUCACAGGACUAUGUUGCUGACACUGUGUGGUAGGAUCCUGCACCAUAUUUAUUUCACAGUGCAAUGUUAGGGAGUUUAGAAAGAAAUCAGAGUACUGAAAAGAGAAGAUGCUUUAAGGUGCUGGUGAGAUAUUUUAAGAAGAUUCUGACCUUAUUUGUCAAGUUUCAGGUGUUGAAAAGGUUAUGUAAUCAUUAUCACUUUUUAUUUAUAAGAUCAGUGGCAUAAAUGUUUAAAUUUCACCCAGUGGGAUGUCUGGGAACAUGCUGCAUGCUACUUUUUUCCAUGAAGUUAAGCUGACAAGUUGAGUUCAGUACAAAGUUUCACCAUGAAUUUGAAAAGUGACUGACUGAUUUAGUGUGAAAUCACACGAUCACAGCGACCAGUGUCUCAGAUGGUGUCCGACAGAGUCAUUUUGUAAUUUAUUGUGAUACAAAUAGCUCCUGCCUCAUGCUAUGAUUUUUAACCAGCUGUUAAACACGAUAUACACUCCCAUGUUGGUUCUUAGGAUAGACACAAGAACGGUGGGGGGCGUCACUCGCUCGAUCAUUUCUUAAACUUCAUCCUUCUGAUAAAGCAGAUUGAAAACAGGAACAGUUUUUUUUUCAAAUGUUUUACUUUUUUUCAGAUUAAAAGUUACAAAUCAUGGAUGAUUUAUGAGACAUGUACUUGAAUUUUAAUUGUAAAUGUAUCUUUUUAUGAGCUGUACAGCAAAAGCUUGUGUCAAAUGUUUUGUGAAACAGAAACAGGGAUUGUUAGUUUUUUUUGAAGCACGCCUUGCUUUGUCCAGCAUUUAAUUUUGUUGCCUUUAUUUUGAAAAAGAACAACUUAUGAUUGCACAGUGGAUAUUUCUGUCGCAUCCAACUCCUCACGACACUGAAAAUGUGUAUUUUUCGGUGAUUUUAAGUGUGUGUUUUCCAUGUUUGAUGCCUGUCUAAAGUAAUUGUUUGGCCUCUGUAGUAGAUCAGUUCCAGAUGAAAAGCCAGGAGGCUUUUUGAGGCUGGUUUUUCUAGUGGUUUUGUUAUGCUAUGGUUUUGAAAUUUCAAAGAUUUAAUGUAUUUGUGCCAGUGCUUAGGCCGUUACUACUCCAUGAAGAUGAAGUUUUGUUUUUCUCAACUCUAUGAGCAUUUUCGUACAACAGUGCCAACUUGCAGCCAUGAUUUCAUGGUUGACAUCAACUCUGUUCACAUAACCAUUCUGCACUUUGUGAUUAGUCACUGACUGUAUGAUAAGAGUAAUUUUAGUUUGGUGUGGAUAAACAGUUUGAAAGCCAAACAGCGUGCUAGGAACAGGGUGCACUUGACAACUGAUAAUGUGUUGUUGUCACCUACAUUACAUCGAAAAAUCACUAUCUCACCCCUUAGAGCAGAGCCAGAGUGUAGUGCUUGUUAAUAUUUCACCUGAAUUAAAUGGAAAUCAUGCAACCAUUUCAGGACAGUGGGCAGCCUCUGCUAGAAUCAGGAGUGGCUCUGUAUGCAUGGUCAGUAUGGUCUUCUUCUUCUUCAUGCACCCUCUAUAACUGCAUGUGGUAUUGCAUGGGGAUUGCACUGUAAACAAAAUAGCAUAUACAUUUUUGCAAAACAAAUUUUCUCCGUUGUUUUAUUUUCUUAGUACAUGUACAUAAUGUUUUACUUAAACGUUAUUCUUGUACUGUGCCACACAAUGUAAUCCACAGAUGAUGAUGAUGAUGAUGAUGUGAUGAGAACAUCAUUGAGCAGAUAUUUAGUAUAAUAUCCAGCACAGAAAUAAUAAGUAAGGGAAUACUUGAAUACUAAUCUGCACAGCUCAUAACAACCUGGGCAGUGCAAAUAAACAUUAAUCCUAUUAGCGUCUUGCAUUAUAUGCCUACCAUUGUCUUUAAUUUAUUAAUCCAGCAGAUGUAGACAUAAAACAAAGCAGAUGCUAUGGUAGUGCGGAGAGCAUGGUGCUGCUGUCAGCAGGUCAGCUGGUGUUUCUGUUCUGAAUGUUGUAUGGAGGAGGGCGGGAGUGUUUAGUGACAUUCUAUGAAUGUAUUGGAGAAGAGAAAAUAUUUGUCAUUCACAUUUUUUUGUUCUUUACAAUAAAUAUCAAAUUAACCAAUGUUAUGUGUUUUAUUUGGGUUGUUUGUCUGUUU